UAGUAGUAGUCUUAGCAGUAGUAAUAGUAGUGAUGUAUUGCAGCACCAGAUGAUGCAAAGCAGAACGAGGAGGAGGUCCAGAGCUAUGGCGUUACGCACUUUUACUUCUCCCGAUAGCUGCUGCUGCUGGUUCCCUUGAAGGAAAGGAAGGAAGGAAGGAGCGACUACUAAUACUGCGGUCAUGCUGCUGCGCAGGCCAUGCUGCUCUCAGUCCGCCUCGGCCAUGCCUUCCUUCCCUCAUCGCGGUUUCGUGUGAGCAGGUUUCCGGUCUCUCUCUCGGCUCGCGGUUUCCAUCCAAAUCUGUGUCAUGCAUGCUACAGCAUGUCUGCUGCUACCAGUGGCCGGGUGAUGCGAUUCCUUGAUUGCAUCAUGUCUGCCGGUAGGUAUUGAGGUAUCAAGGCUCGUGUCUGGGAGGAGACGGUGGCGCCUUGAAGGGUCUCAUCUGCUGGCGAGCUGUCUGGUGUGGAUCUAAAAAGUCGCAGUUAGACCUUUGGCUUCGACAUAGUUACAUUGGUGAGGAGGCGACGGUAGUGGAGUAGUGGAGUGGUGUACAGUGCUGUGCUUGAGCCUUUGGAAAACCAACUGCAGCUGGCAUUGUCUGCGGGAAGUGUAAGUGAGUAGCUGUGGAGAGUGAAGGACUGCGCGAGCUGGUGAUACGGUGAAGAUUUAGGUUGCGGCCUCGAACAGUGCAUGUAGCGCUUAUUGAGCCAAACGUCUGUGCGAAGAGAUGUUUGGCCGAUCAGCAGCCAACUCAAGGAUGAGGGGCCGCAACGAUAUCAAUGCUCAGAAACGCCGUGUGUUAGUCACCGUGUGUACUCUAGUGCUCAUGUUUUCACUCGUCUCUUUGUAUCUCGGCUCCUUCUUCAGCAAUCGUAGGAACAAGCUCGCUGUACAUUACAUCUUCGAUCCAUCGGCUUCAGGUUUGGAGGCUAAUCUCGUAGUUGACUCUAAGAAUACAGUCCUCGAGAAAGGUGAGGUGUCGGAGAAGGUGGACGCCAGUGGUGAAAGAUCUGAGGCCUCCGAUGACGAGGAAUCGGAGGACAAAAUCGCAUCCACCGAUGACACACUGGAAGCGUUUCCUGUGUGCGACGCUGAAUUUUCUGAGACCAUCCCCUGCCUGGACCUCAAAUUGAAUAAGAAAUUGAAGUUGAAAUUGAACCACCCCCUGAUGGAGCACUAUGAGAGGCAUUGCCCUCCUCAAGAGCACCGACUUCAAUGCUUGAUUCCUCCUCCUCCUAACUACAAGGUUCCAAUCAGAUGGCCUAAAAGCAGAGACGAAGUCUGGCAAUCUAAUGUGCCCCACAAUUUUUUGGCAAUUGAAAAGUCCGACCAGCAUUGGAUGGUUGUGAAUGGCCAGAAAGUGAUUUUUCCAGGUGGUGGCACCCACUUUCCCAACGGUGCGGACAAAUACAUUGCGUCCCUUGCAAAGAUGUUAAAGAAUGAGGAAGGAAACCUCAGUAUGGAUGGAAAGAUCAGGACUGUGUUGGACAUUGGUUGUGGAGUUGCGAGCUUUGGUGCUUAUUUGCUGUCUUUGGAAGUAAUUGCCAUGUCAAUAGCGCCCAACGAUGUUCAUCAGAACCAAAUCCAAUUUGCUCUCGAAAGGGGUAUUCCAGCCACUCUUGGUGUUCUAGGCACAAAGCGUGUACCAUACCCAAGCAAUUCGUUUGAUCUGGCCCACUGCUCUCGAUGCAGAAUUGAGUGGCACCAAAGGGAUGGAAUUCUCCUUUUGGAAGUGGAUAGACUCUUGAAACCUGGUGGAUACUUCAUCUGGUCUGCUCCUCCUGCUUAUCGUGAGGAUGUUGAAAACCGGCAAAUUUGGAAGGAUAUGACAGAGCUUGUGACCAACAUGUGUUGGACAGUAGCUGCCCAUCAAGACCAGACUGUUAUCUGGCAAAAACCUCUGACGAAUGAGUGCUACGAGAAAAGACCCGAGGAUCAAGUACCUCCAUUAUGUAAGACUAGCGAUCCGGACAGCGCCUGGGAGGUGCCCAUGGAGGCAUGCAUUAAUCCUCUUCCAGAUGAAGGUCGCAAUGUUGAACCCUGGCCCAAAAGAAUGGUUUCUCCUUCAUCACGACUGAAACAACUCAGAAUAGAGGAGAAGAAGUUCCUGAGCGAUACUAAUAUCUGGAAGAAAAGAGUUGAAUUUUAUUGGAGGACUCUGAGGGCCGCAAAUCAAGUAGAGCAGAGCAGUGUACGGAACGUAAUGGAUAUGAAAGCAAAUUAUGGAGGUUUUGCAGCAGCUCUGAGGGAGAAAGAUCUGUCUGUCUGGGUUAUGAAUGUGGUGCCAUCAUCUGGUGCUAACACUUUGGGACUUGUCUAUGACCGGGGUUUCAUUGGAUCUUUACACAAUUGGUGUGAGGCUUUUUCAACAUAUCCACGCACAUACGAUCUGCUGCACGCGUGGACUAUACUUUCAGAUAUUGAAGGUCAAAACUGCAGGAUUAAAGAUCUUUUGCUGGAGAUGGACCGUAUUUUGCGUCCAAUGGGCCUCGUCAUUAUUCGGGAUAGAGCAGAUACAGUUGAUCGAGUAAGAAAGCUGCUCCCAGCUCUGCGCUGGUCCAACUGGCAUCAUGUAGUUGAAGCUGACGAGAGUGAUCUUUCACAUGAGGAUGAGAAGAUCCUAUUUGCACGGAAGGAAUUGUGGCAACCUGAAGACGUUUUGUAACACUCCUGGCCUUGAUACCAUAACUUUAGUAAACUGAUUGUCAUCCAAGGUACUAGAAGUCAAAUGUAUGCAAUGUACUGUCGAAAUUAGAGACGAUGUUUUGAAAUGCGGCCAGGCUUUGUCAGAAGCGUCACCGAUCGAUGGAUGUAUAAAGUUGUAAGAACCUGGUGAUACUAACUUGCUUGAAGCCUGAUUUUUGGGGCUGCAAAGCAUUUUAACUGUCACCAUCAUCUACGUAGUCGGGUGAUGGUUGACAUUUACAACCAGGAAAUAUUCGAAAGAAUGUACGCAUGCUGAAUGAUUAGAUAGAGUA
Molecule: messenger RNA, 2978 nt
Organism: Physcomitrium patens
Lineage: Eukaryota; Viridiplantae; Streptophyta; Bryopsida; Funariales; Funariaceae
Product: putative methyltransferase PMT3
Cellular component (GO): trans-Golgi network; endosome; cytoplasm
Molecular function (GO): methyltransferase activity
Source: RefSeq, a predicted model, not a curated record